Messenger RNA from Cucumis sativus (cucumber), 941 nucleotides. RefSeq lists its product as uncharacterized. The transcript is spliced from 2 exons. NCBI's taxonomy places the organism in Eukaryota, Viridiplantae, Streptophyta, Magnoliopsida, Cucurbitales, Cucurbitaceae. The record is from RefSeq and is a predicted model, not a curated record. Bases 220 to 639 code for a protein of 139 amino acids.
CAGUCAAAAGUUCCCGCCAGUGACGUGUAAAAGGGGAUUUUUUUUGGAUAAACCUUGCUUGAGGGUUUUAGGGCUUUCUAUUUGCUUCCACCUUUCAACUCGUAUUCUCUUCAUUUCUCCAAAUCCGUGGGCAAUUUUAAAGACAGUUUUAUCCAUCUUCUGUACUAGUUUGUCUGGGCUUCAACAUUCUGUGAAGGUAGCAUUUAUAUAUUGUUAAGCAUGGCGAGUAUGCUGGCUGCUCCUACAAUGGCCUCAUUCCAUGUGAGUAUAGGGAGCAAAAACUAUAGAAAGUUGAAAUCUCACAGUGUAAGGGCUAUGCGGAUAGAGAAACCUCUUGAGGAAUUGUACAAUGUAAAAGUUGAACGGAAAGUAUCGGAGGAGCGCCUUUCCCAGCUCAGAGUUUCGAGUUGGUCGAUAUGGAAGACAGGAAAGUGUAAAUUGCCAUGGGACUGGCAAGCAGAUCAACUGGUAUACAUUGAGGAAGGUGAAGUGAGAGUGGUUCCGGAAGGGAGCAAGCAGUACAUGAGUUUUGUGGCCGGAGACCUUGUUCGGUAUCCAAAGUGGUUUGAAGCUGACCUGUUUUUCAACGGACCUUAUCAAGAGCGGUACAGUUUCAGAGCAUAUGGUGAUGACCACUAAUCGUUGCAUCCUUUCAGACCAAAAAAAGAAAAUUUGAUUUCUUGUUUCUAGAAUGCCAUCAGUUCAUUUCAAAGUUAAAACAUAUAUUUCGUUAAACAUGUCAAGUCUUGAAAUCCUUUGGAAGUAUGAUGUUUGGCAGGUAGAUUGCAAUGAACAACAAUGUAGGAUAGGAAUGACUGCCGAAUUGGCAUUUUGCUGGAAAUUCAAUGCCAAACUCCAUUCUUGAUUCCGCUCUUUCAUACAAUAUCUUUUGUAAAAAUAAAAAUAGUAUUAAAAAAACUAUGAAUUAUUUAUAUUUUUCA